Chara braunii is the source of this 4543-nucleotide messenger RNA. The record is from the annotation of a GenBank genome assembly. NCBI's taxonomy places the organism in Eukaryota, Viridiplantae, Streptophyta, Charophyceae, Charales, Characeae.
GUAUUCACAACAUUUCGGAUUUUCGUCACUUCUGACAGUUCAAGUUACUAUCUUUGGAAACAUUGAGUUGACAUCAUCUUCCCUCUCCUCCUCCUUCACCUCUCUCCUCUCCCCCCUUCGUCCGUGUAUGAUUCCAGUCCCUGGCCCUUCGUCUCUCCCCAAGGCCAGGGCAUUCACACCCGAUGAAUGUAUGAGAGUUGUUCGAUUGCAGUCCGAGUCAGGUCUGAGUCAAUCCAAAGGUAUCAUGCCCUUCCGCUGUAUUUGUAUCAACUCUGUAUUAUCUGGUCGGUUCGGGGAAUCUGCGCCAUACUUAUGACUGUGUUUCACAAUGCAGCAGUCGACUGCAGCCCAGCUUUGACCGCACAGGCAAAGCAAUUGGAAGAGCGGGUCAAUCAUUUAGUCGCAUCCCUGGGCGACAUCAGCAAGUUUGCAGGAGCCUCUACAGUCAGCAAUCAGCUGCAGACGCUCAGCGACCGCGUUGACCAACGUCCGGUCGCCAUCACCAAGGAAUGGAAGAUGCCGAACUUCAAAAUUGAGAAGUUUGACGACUAUCACAAGACCGAUCCGCUGCAAUGGUGGAUGGCAUUCAACGCAGAGGCCGACGUGCAUCAUACUCCGCCCCUACGGCGGCUGGAUGCAUUGUACCUCCAACUUAUAGGCGGAGCGCAAGCAUUCAUGACACACAUGGCCGCGACGCUUGAGUGUACCAUCGCCACCCUCCACACGAAGAUCACGUGGGAGGAGUUCGAGAAGAAAUGGAAGACCCGGUUCAUGGUGAACAAUGACAAGCGUCACGCCUUGAACAAGAUCUUCCACAUCUUCCAAGGCCAGCAACCUUCGCGGGAAUGGCUGACGGAGUGGCAAAGACUCGUCGCCACCCCGGAGUUGAACCUACCAUUCGACUCGAUCCGAGGCGAAUUCUUCGCCCGAUCCUGCGACGCCUUGACUGCUGCUCUCGGCAGCGAAUACGAGUACAAGAACUUUGACGACAUGAUCGCCAAAGCCAGAGAGCUUAUACAAGCACAUCACCAGUGCAUGCCUCGACAAGGACAAAGAAAAUGUCAAGCGUCCUGGCUCAGGAAACUGAGCACCGCGGGAAGUGCAGCGACAACACUUCCCAGUCUGCCGGAGUUGGCUGCCUUGCUAGCAGCCUCUCUCACAUCCGGGGAAACCGCGGCAGUCGCAAGUUCUCGCAUUGAGUACGAGAACUAUGCUGUCGAGCUGGUCCCACCAUUGAACCAGCCUCUCCACGUGCAAGAUUCAAGCGUAUGCGCGGCAGUUCCGCCGUCGGACAAUGAGCCGGUGGCUUCGCCAGCCAUCUUAUCGAAGGAUCCGUCAACUUGGGCGAGACUUGAGGAUCUCGACCCGUUGACGGUUGAGGACGUCCAAUGGUUGCCUCUACCCUCCACCGGUUCUUUGCCAACUCCGCAUUGCAAUGCCUUAAUGGCACAUCUACGCGAAUACUUGCACGCUGCAGUACCACCUCCGUCGACGGACGGCGGAGAAGCGGUUGUUGACCUUUGCAAUUUUCUUGCGAAGAUCGACCGCGAGUACACAACGCAACGGUACGUCGACACCGACGCACCGCUCCUCUACAUCCGCAUUCAGAUCGGAAAGGCGACCUGCAGUGCCUUGAUCGAUUGUGGAGCGACUCGCAACUACAUCAGCCAAGACUUCAUGGCACGCGCCGGGCUAGGCCCGCGCGUUCGAAGGAAAAGUCAGCCUGCGCACGUCGCGUUGGCCGAUGGUCACACGCAAAAGUCAAUCGACCGAUACGUUGACUCGGUGCCCGUGUACUUCGCCCCGCUAGCAAGCGAGGUCGUGUCCUUCGACAUAUUGGACACCAAGUUCGAUAUGAUCCUAGGCAUGUCGUGGCUGCAAAGCGAAGACCAUCCGGUGAACUUCCAUCGCCGCACCGUUCACGUUCGUGAUCGGCAUGGCGAACUAGUCCCGUAUUUGAGAUUCAGCCAAGAGAUCGGUACAAGACCGCAUUCAAGACGCGGUAUGGGCAAGUGGAUCGUCAUGCCUUUCGGUCUCACCAAUGCCCCGGCUACUUUCCAAGCGGCUAUGACAACGGAAUUCCGCGACUUGCUCGACCGCUCCGUACUCAUUUACCUCGAUGACAUCUUGGUUCAUAGUCGGUCGCUGGACGAGCAUCUCGAGCACCUUCGCGCCGUAUUGGAGCGGCUUCGUAUCGCCAAGUACAAGGCAAACCGCGACAAGUGCGAGUUUGCCCAACAAGAGCUGGAGUACUUGGGCCAUUACGUCACGCCGCAAGGCAUUCGUCCGCUCGCGGACAAGUUACAAGCUAUUCAAGAUUGGCCGGACCUCAAGUGUUCUACCGACGUCCGCUCCUUUCUCGGCUUGGCAUCGUACUACAUGCGCUUCGUCGAAGGAUUUCAACGCAUCGCUGCACCAUUGUCACGACUUCAGUCCCCCUUGGUGCCUUUCGAGUUCAGCGACGAGGCCCGGGAUGCGUUUCACACGCUGAAGACGGCUUUGCUUCAAGCUCCCGUCCUAAGCAUCUAUGACCCGACGUUGCCUACCAAAGUGACUACGGACGCUUCCGGUUACGGCAUUGGCGCGGUUUUGGAACAGCAUGACGGCACAGACUGGCAUCCGGUUGAGUAUUUCAGCCAAAAGGUGUCGCCCAUCAACACUCUUAAUGAUGCGAGGAAGAAGGAACUCCUAGCUUUUGUCUCUGUACUUAAGCGUUGGCGUCACUUUCUCCUCGGGCGUCAGCGAUUCACGUGGGCAACGGGCAACAAUCCGUUGACAUAUUACAAGACACAAGACACGGUGAGCAGCACGAUCGGUCGGUGGAUGUAUUUCAUUGACCAGUUCGACUUCACCUCCAAGCACAUUCCGGGCUCCUCGAACAAGGCGGCGGAUGCUCUCUCGCGAAGACCCGAUCUUUGCGCCAUGGUACACUCCACGUUCGGCCUCGACGAGGACCUCCAACAACAUUUCAUAAACGGCUACAAGUCGGAUCCGGGAUUCUCCACACUCUACGCGGACUUAUCAUCGGACCAACCGCCGGCAAGCAACUAUCGCAUCACCGACGGCUACUUGCUCCUCCAUACGCGAGGCAAGGACUUGUUCCACGGCGUUCCGGAAGACAUAGUCAGCGACCGCGACACUCGUUUCAUCUCGGCCUUUUGGACGGCACUCAUGGUGGAAUCCGGCACCAGCAUGAAAUCGAGCUCCGCACGGCAUCCUCAAACGGAUAGGCAGACGGAACGUGCGCAUCAGACUGCGCAGAUGAUGCUCCGCACACUCAUCCGCCCGGAUCAGAAGGACUGGGUUGACCGCCUUCCCGACAUCGAGUUCGCCUACAACACUUCGGUGCACCCGGCGAUUGGCAUGACUCCAUUCGAGUUGCACCACGGUGGACGGAAAGGACGUAUCUUCGCAGACAUUUUGCUUCCACGGGCUGCCGAUAUAGACGCCGCUUGCUCCCUCGCUUCUACACAAAAGUACAGGGAACUGCUGGCCAAAGCCCGCUCUAACAUGCAAAAGGCUCAGGUCCGUAUGCAGCAGCAAGCGAACUGGCGUCGCAUCCCAUGUCCAAUUCGCGUCGGCGACCUAGUUUGGGUCACCUCCGAGGAAUUCGCGCUCGAGCAGGACGUCUCGCGCAAGCUCCUCCCGAAGUGGUUUGGACCAUGGAUGGUCACUUCAGCAGCUGGCAAUGACCCUGCGGGUCCAUCAUUCAUCAUUGAGAUUCCCCCGCAUUUGACGGUACACCCGAUCUUUCACGCUUCGAAGCUGGCGGUUUACACUCCAGCCUCCGCAACGGACUUCCCGGACAGACGGUCACAAGACCCUCCUUCAAUCGAUGGCCAUCAGGAGGUCGACCGGGUUCUCACGCAUCGCAAGCAUGGCAACAAGCCAAUGCAGUAUAAAGUUACAUUCAAGCAAUGCGAUCCGAAUGACACACGCUGGAUCUCAAGAGCUGAUCUGAAGGCAUCAACACCCCUCAUCUUCGCGCAUUAUGAAAAACAGCGACUUGCUAAGGAAGCUGCCCAACCUGCCCGCCCUGUACGGACAUCGCACAGACAGCUUCGCCCUCGCAGUUAGCUCGGUCCUUCAAGGGGGGGAGUGUGUGGCAUACUGAGCCACUCGGCCCCAGUUAGGGCCCGGUUCCAAGACAGGCAGGGUUAGCCUAGGGGACACCGGUUCAGAUGAGGCUCAAAAGGGCCUGGACCACGGCGGUUCAGCAUUGCGAGUUAUACUGUGUAGUGAAUUGGUGUGUUUAGGGUCCUAUUGUUACUGAUAAUGCAAAAUUGAAUUCUGCACUGCCAUAGUUGAAGCUUGGCUAGACUAGGGUCAGUCAUAACUUCAAUUCUGUCCGUCAGAACUUAAUCCUGUCAGCCCCUCGUAAAUCGCAAUUCAGUAUACAGUCGGAGUCUGAAAUCGCACAAUCUCAUUUGAUGUUCUGAGUCAAUUACAGUGAUUACUGUAAUCCGUCAUACCCAAGGUAUGGCAUACAGGGUCAUACAAUGGUGAAGUUUGUGGGGUAGGUCAACAAAAUAGGAUCCCCUGU